UUAUUUUUCCUGAAAUCCCCUCUUAUUUUUUUUUUCUCUGAGAAACUUCCAAUCUCUUGAAAAAAGAAAAAAACGGAAAUUGGGUGAGAAGCUAUAAAUCAUCUCUAGUUCAUGGCUUCGUUGUUGUGCACUUCUAAGACGAAUCCCUAGUUCCUUUCAGGUCCUCUGCACUAAUUCCUAUGGAGCUUGUAAAUGAUGGAACAGAAUCAUCAAAUGGUGUUGAUGAAGCUGAAAUUACUAAUUCUCCACUUAUUCCUGGCCUUCCAGAUGAUAUUUCUCUUGUGUGCCUGGCAAGAGUUCCUAGAAGAUAUCAUCCAGUCCUGAAGUGUGUCUCAAAAAGAUGGGGGGGUUUAGUUUGCAGUGAAGAGUGGGUUUAUUAUCGCAAAAAGCAUAAACUUGAUGAAACCUGGAUCUAUGCUUUGUGCAGGGACACAUUAGAUAAACUUUUAUGUUUUGUUCUGGAUCCAACCUCCUCAAGAAAAUGUUGGAAGCUCAUUCGUGGGCUUCCACCUCGCACUAUGAAAAGAAAAGGCAUAGGUUUUGAAGCUUUGGGAAAUAAGCUUUUCUUAUUAGGUGGCUGUGGCUGGUCUGAAGGUGUUAUUGAUGAGGUUUACUCAUACAAUGCUUCCUUGAACUCUUGGGUUGAAGCUACUUCCUUGUCAACUGCUAGGUGCUUCUUUGCUUGUGAAGUUUUGGAUGAAAAACUGUAUGCCAUUGGUGGCAUAGGUCAAAAUUCAAGUGAUUCUUGGGAUACUUUUGACCCUUGCACAAAUGGUUGGACAUCUCGCAGAGAUCCUAAUAUUAUUCCUGAAGUUGAAGAUUCAGUAGUUAUGGAUGGGAAGAUAUACAUCCGAUGUGGCAAAUAUCCUGUAACUCCUCAUGUGUAUCUUGUGUAUGAACCAUCAAGCGAUACAUGGCAGCAUGCAGAUGCUGACAUGGUUUCAGGAUGGAGAGGUCCUGCAGCUGUUGUAGAGGGCGUCCUUUUUGUUUUGGAUCAGCGUUCGGGUAGUCGGUUAAUGAUGUGGCAUAAAGAGAGACGCGAGUGGAUACCUGUUGGAAAGUUGUCACCAUUGCUUACAAGACCACCCUGCCAGCUUGCUGCAGUUGGUAAAAGUAUUUUUGUUGUUGGGAAAGGGCUUAGCACUGUGGUUGUUGAUGUUGGUGAUUUGGGGGAUGUGGGACGGGUAAUGACGGGUUCGUCUAUACCCAAAUUAGAUUCUGAUUACGAUGUAAUUAGUUGUAAAUGUUUGGCAAUCUGAAUAGUAAAUUGCUUCUGAUGUUGUAUUAUUGUGUUGUUCUACAUGUACAAAUAUUGCAAAAUUCUUUCUUUUGUACACUGGUGGUAUUAGGGUUUGAACUUGCUCUGUUGGACUCCAUUAUACUUAUUUUGUA
Molecule: messenger RNA, 1392 nt
Organism: Lotus japonicus
Lineage: Eukaryota; Viridiplantae; Streptophyta; Magnoliopsida; Fabales; Fabaceae
Product: F-box/kelch-repeat protein SKIP4
Exons: 3
Coding region: 180-1259 (359 amino acids)
Molecular function (GO): protein binding
Source: RefSeq, a predicted model, not a curated record